Thlaspi arvense is the source of this 1266-nucleotide messenger RNA. The record is from the annotation of a GenBank genome assembly. Lineage: Eukaryota; Viridiplantae; Streptophyta; Magnoliopsida; Brassicales; Brassicaceae.
AUGACUCUGGCGUCUCUGUCUCUCUCAUUCCAUCGAUCUCGUCUGACACCACCUCAGAUUCACAAGCCAAAAAAAGGGUUCUGUGAUGCAUUUCCGUUUCCUAUUCAGUGCAUGGAUCUUAUUGCUAAUAUCCUCUUAACAUUGUUGUUAGCGAAUCGUACAGAUCAUUUUUGGAACUUGUUCUCAGGAACCACCGGUGAGCAGAAGAAAAAUUCUGACACAGCUAUGUGUCUGGACAAAUUUAACUCUUGGAAAGUAGAUCUAAGAGUGUCAAGACUUAUAGAGAAUGGGAUUUCCAUUGUUGAUUUUGGCCUCCAAGAUGUUCUAUAUAUAACAGGACUUCCAAUUGAUGGCGAACAGGUAUCGGGACCCGAGAGCAGUGACGUUGUAGGUACAAUAACAAAUUAUUUGAAAAUAAGUGAAGAAGCGGUUGAAGGAUUGUUUGGUAAGAGUACAAGCAGUGAAUCCUACAGCAUUUUUCCUGGAUACUUGCAAACCCUCUUUGAAAAUGAUUUAGAGCCUUACUUUAUGGCUUAUCUCCUGUUCCUGUUGGGAACGGUCGUUAUCCCGAACAAGACCAAAGGUAUUUCUCCCAUGUUUCUGCCACUCCUACAAAAAGACGAGGUCAACAAGUAUGUUUGGGGGGCAGCACUGUUGGCUUUCCUAAAAGACUCAUUAUACACAUGGAAGAAUGAUUUUAUUGGUAGUAAAACCACAGCUCUAUGCGGUUUUUCUUACGCUCUGCAGGUAUUUGCAUUGGAGCGUUUUCCUGUCUUUCCAACCGAAGCAUCUCUAACAUCCAAACCAUCUACAUUUCCUAUAAUGUUGGAGUGGGCAAAUAUUAAUUGGCAACCUUAUAGCAAAGUUGAAUUGCCUGAGGAAUAUGCAUCUCAAUCUCGUAUGGUUUUUGCACAUGUUCCAUGGAUCUGCUUUAACACCGCCACAAAUAAUUUUUAUGGUGCAUCCAUCAAGCAAUUAGGACUGGAGAAGUCAGACAUAUUGCUUGGAGACAAAGUGCUUGGAUCGGUGUCAAAGAAGAAGGGAAAGCCGUGUAAAAUAAGCAGACACAAAGACAAGAACUGGAGAGACCGUAAUAAGUACUACACUCAGGUGAAUUUGCAGUGGACAAACCGAGAUCAAUAUUUGGUUUAUCAACCGCACAAUGAGAAAUCCGAGGUGGUUUCUGGUGCGAGAAGAUGGUGCAUUCCAUCUUAUUGGAGUGGGCAAGUGUAUAUAAACCAUAUACAAAAACUUGUUGCACAAUGA